Messenger RNA from Tigriopus californicus, 3440 nucleotides. Its product is annotated as patched domain-containing protein 3-like. The record is from RefSeq and is a predicted model, not a curated record. Lineage: Eukaryota; Metazoa; Arthropoda; Copepoda; Harpacticoida; Harpacticidae. The coding region runs from base 233 to 3265 and encodes 1010 amino acids. The transcript is spliced from 17 exons. Gene Ontology annotation, cellular component: membrane.
UGCAUUUCAAGCUUGAGCGGAGGGAGGAGGUCCUGCAAGGAGAGCUCGCUGUCGUCUUUAGUUGUCGGAGAAGUGAAAUCUUUAUCUUACUUGAGCAUGAAAUAAACUAAGUGCCCACGGCUAGAGUUGUUUACAGUCAAACGAGUUUACCCUCCGUACCAAGUUCUUUGGCUCCAUCUCCUUAUUUCUCCGUCCAUUUGUCAGAAGAGUCGUCAUCAUCGUCAUCGGCAAGAUGACUUCCUGUGGUCGAAGCUUCACCAAUGGCCUCCAAUCCGUCAGUGAUUGCAUUUCCAGGGGAUUAGAAAACUACUUUUACAGGCAUGGAAAAUGGGUGGCCACACAUCCAAAAAAGACAAUUUUGGGAGCCCUUCUGUGGGUGGGCAUUUGUAGCAUUGGGAUCAUGAAGUUCUACCAAGAAAAUAACAUGGUCAAAUUGUGGAUCCCGCCCAAUUCUGAUUUCGCACAUAACAAUGGAUGGCUGUGGGAAAACUUCCCACCUGAUCUCAGGUUCAAUUCGAUCAUAUUUGAGCACGAGGACAACAUUCUCGUCCCGGAGGUGAUACAACAGCUCUAUCAGACCCACCAGAACGUACUCAAUAUUGAAACCACCAAUGGGAAACACUGGCCUGAUCUGUGCAUCCAACUCCCCGUUGUUGAUCUGGAUUCCGAUCAAAUGCCUGCCGAGCCCAAAGAUCGCCGAAAAAGGGCAGUGGCCGAUACUCCUGCUUCUAUGGACGAGGAUGAUUUUUUCGCAGACUUUGGCGGAGAUACGUUCAGCUCCAUGGAAGAGUCUGUUGCCGAUGACUUUGCCGCUAUCAAAUCAGGGGCGGGGGUGGGGCGGGCAUUUGACCCGUCGGUUAUCUUCUAUCCGGAUGAGUACUGCCCCAUUGUGGAGCAGAUGCCCAUGGCUUGUUUCGAAACGAGCCUUCUGGAAAUGUUCGCCAUUGGAGGGAAAUUCACGGAAGAAUCGGAAGCGGCGAUCCAGAACCUGACUCAGGAUGAACUCAUUUACAAACUCAAUACGAUUGAUAAGAGUGGGGUGUUCUUACACCACAGAGAUUAUUCCAAGUACUUGGGGCAAGUUGAACGCAAUUCAACAGGUCACAUUGUCAAAGCCAAGGCUACUUUUAUUCGAUGGUUUGGAAAGGCCAAUGUAACCGAGAUCAGACAAAUCCAAGGACGUAAUGGAAUGGAUCAGCAACCGGUUGAUACGACCACGUUGGAAUUCGAAGAGCUCCUUCAGGCCUCUUUGGAAGAUAGAUACGAUUAUCCGAAGGGUUUAAGCAGCAGAGCCAAUGUCCAAAGAAGCUAUGGAGAUAUUUCAACUGGAGCUAUCUGGGACGAUGUGGUGUUCUUGACUAUUGGUUACCUCAUGAUCUACGCUUAUGUCCAGAGCAUGUUGGGAAAAUUUAACCGAAUUGAACAAAGGUCCUUCUUGGGUGCAUUGGGUAUUGCUAGUUGCGCCAUCUCCAUCUUAGUUGCAAUGGGCAUUUGUUCGUUGUUUGGCCUAGGAUAUGGACCCAUGCAUUCCAUCAUCCCUUGUCUUUUGGUCGGAUUAGGGGUGGAUGAUAUGUUCGUUAUUGUACAAUCUUUCAACAAUGCUGAGCAAAGUGAUAAAGAAAAAGGCAUCGUCAGGGAUCUUCCAGAACGCAUUGGGCGAGCUCUAAAACAUGCUGGAGUCGGCAUUACCAUCACAUCUAUCACGGACAUUGUUGUUUUUGGCGUGGGGGGAACCACUGUUCUUCCUUCGCUGAAAUCGUACUCAUUGUACACUGCUACUGGAAUUGCAGCUGUUUACAUUCUUCAAAGCACGUUUUUCGUGGCUUGCUUGACGCUUGACCAAAAGCGAAUCGAUAAUAAACGUGAUGGCACAUGUUGUUGGAAGGUUUACGGGGAUUCCUGGAAGCCAAAUCGAUUGAGUCAAAGAUCGCUUAUGGAGGAGGCUUUUGAUAUGAUUGGUACAUUCCUGACCUAUCCCAUUGUUAAGAUUGGGGUUGUGGCAAUAGCGAUCGGGCUUUGCAUCUUGGGUUGCUAUGGAACCACGCUGUUGGAGGUGGAGUUUCGGUAUGUCGAGUUCUUGCCACAAGACACCAAUCUUUACAAGUGGUUCCAUCUGCACAAUACCUACUUUCCUGGCGAUGGAGAGAUGGGCACGGUGUAUUUCUCAGAAAUGGAGUUGUACAACGAGUUUCCUAAAAUCAAAUCCCUAGUUGAGAAAUUUCAAAAUCGAACGGAUAUCAUCUUUUCCGUCGACUCGUGGUAUCACGAUUUCGAGGACUAUCUCAACUUCAACUUCCUUGACCCCGAGCAUCCCCUUCCCAACCAUCCCAUUUCCGAAGAGCUAUUCCAUGACAAACUGACCCAGUUCCUUUUCAGUCCAUCAGGAGCAAAACAUAUGAACAAAUUUAACUUUGAAAGCCCCUUGAAAUGUGGCACUCCCUCGUCCCGAGUGAUGCUGUCAACCAUGGAGUUUGUCCACAAGAAAUUCAGCAGCUCCAAGGAGCAUAUCCCUGCCAUGAACUGGGUUAAAGACACCAUCAAGGAGAGCCAAUUCCCUGGAAUCACUUUCGCCAUGGCCCAGAGCUAUUCCCGGUGGGAAAUCGACGAGGUCAUUUCUGACGAGCUGUUCCGUAAUCUAUUUUUGGCGAUCAUCUGCGUCUCCAUAACUACCCUGGUUCUGUUGGCCAAUGUCGGUUCUUGUCUGAUUGUAAUUCUAUGCGUUGUUUUAAGUUUGGUUGAUGUGGGUGGCGCCAUGUACUUGUGGGGCCUCACCAUUGAUAUUGUGGCCAGUACGAACAUAAUCAUCUCAGUGGGGCUAUGCGUGGACUUUUCAGCCCAUGUAGCCCACUUUUUCAUGAUCCAAAGUGGAACGAGGAAUGAACGGAUGCGCUCCACUCUAAAAAAAAUUGGUCCAGCUGUGUUCAAUGGUGGAUUCUCGACCUUGAUUGCUGUGUUGAUGCUCGCGAACUCAAAGUCUCACGUGUUUGUCUCUUACUUCAAGGUAUUUUUCUUGAUGAUUGUGUUCGGGCUCUUUCAUGGCCUGAUCUUUUUGCCAGUGAUCCUCAGCUGGAUAGGUUCCAAACCAUACAAAACUGCCGAGUCUCGAGACAAUGAUGACGAGGGUCUUGAAAGCAAUCAAAAGUUCCCGGUCAAGAUGGAGAUCAAUCAUAACCUUGAAAGAGUUCCCGACACAAAGCAGAAGCUUUUAGAAAGCUGCUACAACUACAAAGAGGUCCUACCCGAGGCCAAAGAAUCCAAAGUCUAAUUCGGGUCUACGUUGUCAAACAAAAAAAAAAUUCUGUACUCUAUGUGCCACUGCCAAAAUGUUAGGUUCGCAAUCCCAAUACACGUACUUAGCAUAGUUCUCUCAAUAAAUGAUUGCAAAAAUCGUAUCCAUUCCGAGAAAUUUCGAAUUCUGUCGUCAUUUGCAAAACGUCCCA